Molecule: messenger RNA, 249 nt
Organism: Staurois parvus
Lineage: Eukaryota; Metazoa; Chordata; Amphibia; Anura; Ranidae
Source: the annotation of a GenBank genome assembly
CAUCAUUGGUGUCAGUGGGAGGAAUUGUGCCCCAUCAUUGGUAUCAGUGGCAGGAAUAGUGCCCCAUCAUUAGUAUCAGUGGGGGGAAUAGCACCCCAUCAUUGGUGUCAGUGGGGGGGGGGGAAUAGUGCCCCAUCGUUGGUGUCAGUGGGGGGUGGAAUAGUGCCCCAUCAUUGGUGUCAGUGGGGGGGGGGGAAUAGUGCCCCAUCGCUUUUUUAAGUUUGGGCAAGGACACAGGGGCCCCAUGAU